ACUGACAUUGAGAUCACACGAGAGGAAGACUUCACCCGAAUCCUCCAAAUGGAAGAAGAGUACAUUCAGCAGCUCUGUGAGGACAUUAUCCAUCUGAAGCCAGAUGUGGUCAUCACAGAAAAGGGCAUCUCAGAUUUAGCUCAGCACUACCUCAUGCGGGCCAAUAUCACAGCCAUCCGCAGAGUCCGGAAGACAGACAAUAAUCGCAUUGCUAGAGCCUGUGGGGGCCGGAUAGUCAGCAGACCAGAGGAACUCAGAGAAGAAGAUGUUGGGACAGGGGCAGGCCUGUUGGAAAUCAAGAAAAUUGGAGAUGAGUAUUUUACAUUCAUCACUGAGUGCAGAGACCCCAAGGCCUGCACCAUUCUCCUCCGGGGGGCCAGCAAAGAGAUUCUCUCGGAAGUAGAACGCAACCUCCAGGAUGCCAUGCAGGUGUGCCGCAAUGUUCUCCUGGACCCUCAGCUGGUGCCUGGGGGUGGGGCUUCUGAGAUGGCUGUGGCUCAUGCCUUGACAGAAAAAUCCAAGGCCAUGACUGGUGUGGAACAAUGGCCAUAUCGGGCUGUUGCCCAAGCCCUAGAGGUCAUCCCUCGUACCCUUAUUCAAAACUGUGGGGCCAGCACCAUCCGUCUACUUACCUCCCUUCGGGCCAAGCACACCCAGGAGAAUUGUGAGACCUGGGGCGUAAAUGGUGAGACAGGUACUCUGGUGGACAUGAAAGAACUGGGCAUCUGGGAACCAUUGGCUGUAAAGCUGCAAACGUAUAAGACAGCAGUGGAGACGGCAGUUCUACUGCUGCGGAUUGAUGACAUCGUAUCAGGCCACAAAAAAAAGGGUGAUGACCAGAGCCAGCAAGGCGGGGCUCCUGAUGCUGGCCAGGAGUGAGCGGUGGCAAGGCGACCUCAACGCACAGAGCCAACAGUCUCCCCCUUCCCUGAGCCAGACUGCCAGGGACACUGUGGAUGUCUUUGUUUGGAAGGGAUCGGGUUGAGGGGCAGCCCCAGUCCCUUUCUGUCCCAGCUCAGUUUGCAAAAGGCACUGACAUGUAAUUCUUCUCUAUUGUAAGCUUUCCAUUUAGUUUGCUUCCGAUGAUUAAAUCUAAGUCAUUUGA
Molecule: messenger RNA, 1105 nt
Organism: Physeter macrocephalus (sperm whale)
Lineage: Eukaryota; Metazoa; Chordata; Mammalia; Artiodactyla; Physeteridae
Product: T-complex protein 1 subunit gamma
Exons: 6
Biological process (GO): protein folding
Cellular component (GO): chaperonin-containing T-complex
Molecular function (GO): ATP binding; ATP-dependent protein folding chaperone
Source: RefSeq, a predicted model, not a curated record